ACUAAAGCCUCUCUUGUUUUAGUUGUGGUUGUGGUUUGUAAUCUGAUAAAAUGAACGAUUCGGAGAUAGCCAAUGCUGCGCAGAAGACGCCCAUAAGCUUGUUGCAAGAGCUUUGUGCGCAGCAAGGAAUGACUCCCGAUUAUAAACUAAUGUCAGUUGAAGGUGCUGUUCAUGCUCCUACAUUUAUGUACAGGGUACAAGUGAAUCAGGUUGUUGCAACAGCUACCGGUCAGAGUAAGAAAAAGGCGAAGCAUGCUGCCGCUAAAGCAGUUCUUGAAAGGCUUUUAUCUCAAGAUGGAGAAUAUCCGCAAGGUUUCGUCUCUGAUGGAGUUACAAUUAAUGCCGAGAGUUUGAAUGAAGUCAUUUCGGAGGCAUCAGCAGCUCCUACAGAAGAAGAGAACAUAUCAGGAAAUCCAGUUGGUGCUUUGCAAGAGCUGUGCAUGAAAAUGAGAUGGCAACCACCUUAUUAUGAAACAGAGAAAGCGAGUGGGCUUCCUCAUGAAAAAGUGUUUUCAAUUAUGUGUGUUGUUGACAAAUUCACCACAACAGGUGAAGGAAAAAGCAAAAGACUUGCAAAACGACAAGCAGCUGACAAUAUGCUGAAGAGAUUAAAAGCAUUAAAAUAUAUUUCUGAUGAUGAGGAAGAGGCAGCCAAAAAAUUUGAAGAUCUGAAAAUCUAUGAAAAAGAGGAUCCAGAAAACAAGCAAACAAACCUUCAGAAGACUUACUCAAAGAAUGUACUGAAGUUUCUCAAAGAUCUGAAAACAUCAACCAGUUCUUUUCUGCAAGCUCUGCAAGAUGUUGACUUGAUGGAUCAAAAUCUUGAUUGCCUGAAAUUGCUGCAAAAUAUUGCUACUGAGCAAAAUUUUGACAUCAUCUACAUUCCUAUUGAGCAGAGAGGGAAAAAUGGAGAAUACCACUGCUUGCUACAAAUAACAUCCUUACCUGUUGCUGUUUGUUUUGGAUCUGCCACUACUAGGGAUGAGGCGAAAAUUAAUUCUGCCCGCAAUGCUCUGAAUUUUAUCCAGCUGAUGUGCAAAAAAUGAUUUUGUGCUAAAAUGAAUUCUGAUGACUAUACUGCAGGUGUUUAACCCCAGACAUGAUGCACCCAGCAUUAUGAGAUAUCUGGUCGGAUUGGCCAUUUUUACUUCUCUGAUCAACCUAAUUGGAACACUACUUCCGAUGAGAACUAUCUUAUGACUUCUCUCACUGGUUAAAAACAUUCAACCAAUCAUAACAUUUUGUAUAGCCUCAUUAGAGAAGUUAAGUAUAAGUUUCAGAGUACAAAUCAGUUUGGAUAGUACAAAAAAAAAAAAAAAAAAAAAAAAAAAAAAAGAAUUAUUUUGAUGAUUUUAAAAUUCUUAGAUUGGAAUGAAAAUGUGAUAUUUUUAUACUUGAUUUUAAAUCAUUGAAACGUAAUCCCAUGCGGAGCCGAAAUGUGAAACAAUUUCAAUGUAGUUAAAACAUUGUUUGGAUGAAUUUUAGACUUUCUAACUUGAUUCUUUAUCAAUGUUCUUUUCUGAGAAGGGGUUCCCAAAAGCUUUCAAAUAGAUGAUUAUGAAAUUUAUGCUCUAAGAAGUAAAAUGUUCAUUUUACAAUAUUAAAGACAUAAAUUUCAAAAUAUACUAAAAUUAUGCUUAAAAGUAUUGGUUUUAUCAUUUGUUCAUAAUUAAUGUCGCAAGUUUCUGCAUUAUAUCAGUUUGUUUGUUUUAAUAGUACUUUGCACAAAAAUGAAGAUUACUGUAUGCCUCUAUGUUGAGAGAUUUAAUGUAUAAAAAAGCAUGGUCCAUCACACUCCAGGGUCCCCCAUACCUACCACUAUUUAUGGUUUAACUGGCCGGUUAAGGUCCUGAAGAGAGCUCUGUUUCUUUUUUUUUAUCCAGACCAGAAGCCAAGCGAUCCCUGGUCCAUAGGUAUUUAUUCAUUUGGAAGACUUUGUGACCACGACAUAGUUAACAUGUCCCAGUCACCGUUAAUGAACACAAAGAAUCUGACCGCCUUGCAUUGAACCCCGGAAUCUUCAGUUUCGAGUCCUUAACGAUCAGGCCACGAAAGCAUGGUAUGGGGCUUGAUUCUUUCAUAAGGCAUAACAUCAAAAGAAUCUUCCUGAAAGUCUUGCCA
Molecule: messenger RNA, 2121 nt
Organism: Uloborus diversus
Lineage: Eukaryota; Metazoa; Arthropoda; Arachnida; Araneae; Uloboridae
Product: RISC-loading complex subunit tarbp2-like
Exons: 7
Coding region: 51-1046 (331 amino acids)
Source: RefSeq, a predicted model, not a curated record